Messenger RNA from Callithrix jacchus (white-tufted-ear marmoset), 5331 nucleotides. Its product is annotated as kallikrein-2. The record is from RefSeq and is a predicted model, not a curated record. Gene Ontology annotation, molecular function: serine-type endopeptidase activity. Lineage: Eukaryota; Metazoa; Chordata; Mammalia; Primates; Cebidae. Gene Ontology annotation, cellular component: secretory granule. Gene Ontology annotation, biological process: zymogen activation; regulation of systemic arterial blood pressure.
UAGAUAUGAGGCACCGUGCCAGCAUCAGCCUUAUCUCCACCACAUCUUAUAAAAGGGACUAUCCAGGGCCCUGAUGAACACCAUGGUAUGUGCAGGAGUAGAGGUUGGAGGCAGGGACUCCUGUGAGGUCAGAGCCAGAGAGGGCCAUCACGGAUGGGGAGGAGGCUGUGGACUGGCUUGAGAAGUACAAUGUAGUUGUGUUUGAUUUCCUUGACCAGAUAAAGUGCUGGGUAUAGGACUGAUAAUGGAGAAUGAGGCUGGGCGCGGUGGCUCACGCCUAUAAUCCCAGCACUUUGGGAGGCCGAGGCGGAUGGAUCACGAGGAGAGAUCGAGACCAUCCUGGUCCACAAGGUGAAACCCCGUCUCUACUAAAAAUACAAAAAUUAGCUGGGCAUGGUGCUGCGUGCCUGUAGUCCCAGCUACUCGGGAGGCUGAGGCAGGAGAAUUGCUUGAACCCAGGAGGCGGAGGUUGCAGUGAGCCAAGAUCGUGCCAUUGCACUCCAGUCUGGGUAACAACAGCGAAACUCCGUCUCAAAAAAAAAAGAAAAAAGAAAAUGGAGAAUGAAGACCAGUCAGAAUGGAGGGUCAGGUUGGAGUUGAGUUACAGAUAGGGUAAAAUUGUGCUUUGGAUGAGCUUGGGAUUGACAAUUUAAAGGUGGUUUGGGGUGGCAUGGCUUUGGGAUGGAAAUAGGUUUGUUUUUAAUGUUGGCUGGGAAGUGUGUGGGGAUUGAACUGGGGAUGAGGUAAGUUUGGUUUUGGAGAUAGAAUAUAUGGAGGCGGCUAUUGCGUGCGAGGAUGUGUAUUCGUUUGGUUUGAUAUUUAAAUGAAGGAAGACGUUAGGGUUGUCUUGAAUGAGAUUAAGUUGUGUUGGGUUGAUGGGUUGGGCUUGUGUGUCAUGUGGUUACAUUGGGUUGUGUUAAAUAGGUUUGGAUCACGUUUUGGUUGAGGGUAUGAUGGAAAUGAGGAUACAUUUGAGACACUGGAUUCAGGUGGUUCUCAUUCACACUGAGGGAGAUUUUUUUCAGAUGGUCAUUCCAGGGAACCUGUGGUUGUGUAGAAGUCAGGCCAUUGGCUAUGUAUGUCUCUCUACAUAGUACUCUGGUCUUGAAUUGUGAUUCUCUAUGCCCACUUCUGUCUCCUUCACUGUACUUGGAAUUUAUCUUGUCAUUCAGCUGGAAAUGAGGAACAAUUUUGUCAAAUUCUUGAGACACAACUGGGCCUGGAUCAGUGUGAGCUGCUCUGGUUUUACAGAACAGAUGAAAUAACCAUUUCCCCCCCCCAAAAAUCUAAAAAAUCUUAUAGAGUUAACAUUAACAGUGAACUCUAUGAGUUACCUGAGUUAACACCAGGACUCUUGUUCUUGAUUCUUUUCUGAGACACCAAAAUGAGAUAUUUUUCAAUGCCACCCUAAUUUUUUUUUUUUUUUUUUUUUUUCUUUUGAAACACAUCUGGGUCUUUUGCUCUGUCACUCAGGCUGGAGCGCAAUGGUGUGAUCAUAGCUCACCAAACCUUUGACCUCCUGGACUUAAGGGAUCCUUUUGCUUUAGUCUCCUGAGUAGAUGGGGCUACAAGUGCUUACCACCACACCUGGCUAAUGUAAAACUUUUUUUUCUUUUUUUAGAGAUAGGGUUUCAUUUGUUGCCCUGACUAAUCCUAAGCUUCUGACUUCAAGUGAUUCUUCAGCCUUGGACUCCCAAAGCACUGGGAUUGCUGGCAUGAGCCACUCGCUGUGCCUGGCUUGCAACUUAAUCCUGAAGUGUAUAAACCUGGCUCCUGAUAGCUACGCAUUUCAUUGAGAAAGGGGCAUUGGAUUUUGCAUGAGGACAAUUCUAACCUAGGAGGGCAGGUCAAUAGGAAUUCCUGUUGUAUGAAUAGAGUGCAUAGGCGUGGACAAUGAGGAGUGAGGAGCCACCAGAACCCUACAUUGUUUAGUGGACAUUGGAUUUUGAAUAAUAGGGAACUUGGUCUGGGAGACUCAUUUCUGGAUUGGAGAAUAUGUGGUAUCACAAGGUUUUUGUUUUUGUUUUUUGAGACGGAGUUUCACUCUAUUGCCCAGGCUGGAGUACAGUUGCAUGAUCUCGGCUCACUGCAACCUCCACCUCCCAGGUUCAAGUGAUUCUCCUGCCUCAGCCUCCCAAGUAGCUGGGAUUACAGGUGCCCACCACCACGCCCAGCUAAUUUUUUUUGUAUUUUUAGUAGAAAUGGGAUUUAACCAUGUUGGCCAGGCUGGUCUUGAAUUCCUGACCUCAGGUGAUCUGCCCACCUUGGCCUCCCAAAGUGCUGGGAUUAUAGACAUGAGCCACCAUGCCCGGCCUGUAUCACAAGGUUUUAUCAUGAAAGGAGGAAUAUGUGUGUGGAACUAUUUUCUGAUGUGAAAGUGUGAGAAACAGAGAGUACUGAAUGCCAAGGCUCCUAUUUCAGAAACAUGAUAAGUUUGAGGUCUAGUUUCUGGGCUCAGACUGGUAUAGGGACCAGGAAGUCUCACAACCCCAUGAUUCUGAUAUUUCAGGGCACAUUAUGCCUUGGGGUGCAAAGGAGUUACUUGGGAUUUAGGCACAUGAGACUUUGUAUUGAGAAUCACUGAUCGGGGCUGGCCAUGGUAGCUCAGGCCUGUAGUCCCAUUGCUUUGGGAGGCCAAAGUGGGAGGAUCGCUUGAACCCAGGAGUUGGAGACCAGCCUAGGCAACAUAACCAGACCCUCUUUCUACAAGAAAAUAAAAAUUAACUGGAUGUGGUGGUACAUGCCUGUGGUCUCAGCUAUUCUGGAGGCUGAGACAGAAGAAUAGCUUGAGUCUGUGAGUUCAAGGCUACACUGAGCUGUGAUCACGACACUGUACUCCAGCCUGGGCAACAGAGUGAGACUCUCUCAGAAUUUUUUUUUUUAAUCAAGAAUCAGUGAUCAUCCCAAACCCUGUUGCUGUUCAUCCUGGGCCUGCCUGCUCUGGCUUUGUCCCCUGGAUCAUGUCUCCAUGACCUACAGGCCCUGCCUAAUCUGGCCUCACACCUUGGGAAUGUAUCCAGACUGAUCUAAUAUGUGCAGAACAACAAGUGCUGUCUCUCCCUCCCCUUCCACAGCUCUGGGUGUGGGUGGGGGUUGUCCAGCCUCCAGCAGCAUAGGAAGGGCCUUGGUCAGCAUCUGGGUGCCAGCAGGGCAGGGGUGGAGUCCUGGGGAAUGAAGGCUUUAUAGGGCUCCUCAGGGAGGCUCCCUAGCCCCAAGCUUACCACCUGCCCAUGGACACCUGUGUCAGCAUACGGUUCCUGGUUCUCUCCAUCACCCUGUCUGUGGGGUUCACUGGUGAGAUGGGGGAUAAAGGAAGAGGAGUGGGUUCUGACUCUUAUGCUAAAGCCCUUUCCCUCCCACCCAGCGCUCCAGCCUUAUCCCUUCAGCCCACAGUUCACCCCAGACAAUGUGCCCCAGUUCCUCCACAUUGUAGUAGUCCUCAGGCCUACACUAGGUCCCCACUCCCUCCUACUUACCCCAGAACUUUCUCCCCAUUGCCCAGCCAAAUCCCCAUUCGCACCUGCUUUACUAAAGGGGAAAUUCCUGGGCACCUCUAUGUUUCUCUUUAUGGGGCUCAAAACCUUUUAAGAACCUCUCUCAAUGCCGGUGGUCACUGGAACCCUAUCAUUGGGCUGCCUCCUGAGCCCCUCAGUCAUGCCAGUCUACUGACUUUUCCCGUUCAGCUGUGAGCAUUCAACCCUGUCCCCCGGACCUUGACACCUGGCCUCCCAGUCCUGUCCCAGGAAACCCAGAUUCCACCAGACACUUCCUUCUUCCCCGCAGAGCUAUCUGGACUGAGACAACAAAUGCCGUCCCACCCUAGUCUGGCACUGGGACUCAGAACUGCUCCUUCCCCGACUCUGCCCAGACACUUCAUUCAGUGGCCAGCCUUUUCCCUAGGAGAAAACACGAGCACCCCCAACCACAACUGCCAGUUCUCAGAUUCCCGAAAUCUGCACCCUUUUCAAAACCUCAGAAAUCGAAUAAAAAACAACUCAGGCAGAACUGUUUGCUUAACCGUGGACAUGGUAAACUCUGUAAAACCUUCCUCUCCCAGCAACUAAACGUCUCCAUAGGGCACUUAUCCCUGGUUUCUGGAACCCUUUAUUCUCUCACAACCCACGUCUUCCACCACAGUUUCCCUUCUCCCAGUGCAAAACCCUAAAUCACUGCAAAUGACCCAGCCCCCAGCCUGAUGCUUGCUCCAGAUGCUGUCCUAUGUCCCUGACUCUGAUCUCUGGGGUCAGCUCUGCUCUCGGAGCAUGAAGUCUCCCCACCUGGCCCAGCCACCAACCCGCCAAUGCAGGGAAUAGCUACAGAAUUCCCAGCCCUCCCAGCACCCCUUAUUUGUGUGAUUCCCAGUCCUGGUCCUCCACCCGUAUGUCUCUUCAAACCCACAGCUCAGCUCCCUCCUCCAUCUAACUCUUCUAGCCCCUCCUGUCAAUCUGAUCCCCCCUGACCCAGCACCCCUCUGCAGGUGCCGAGCCUCUCAUCCAGUCUCGGAUUGUGGGAGGCUGGGAGUGUGAGAAACAUUUCCAACCCUGGCAGGUGGCUGUGUAUAGUCAUGAAUGAGCACACUGUGGGGGUGUCCUGGUGCACCCCCAGUGGGUGCUCACAGCUGCCCAUUGCAGAAAGGAGUAAGUAGCAGCCUGGGAUGUGGGAAGGGAAUGUCUGUGUCCCACAGGAAUCACAACUGGGUACUUCCCCCGUGGUCACUUCUCCAGAAUAGCCAGUUCUGGCUGGGUUGGCACAACCUGUUUGAGCCUGAAGACACAGGCCAGAGCAUCCCUGUCAGCCACAGCUUCCCACAUCCGCUGUACAAUAUGAGCCUUCUGAAACAUCAAAGCCUUAGUCCAGAUGAAAACUCCAGCCUCGACCUCAUGCUGCUCAGCCUGUUGGAGCCUGCCAAGAUCACAGACACUGUGAAGGUCCUGGGCCUGCCCACCCAGGAGCCAGCACUGGGGACCACCUGCUACCCCUCAGGCUGGGGCAGCAUCCAACCGAAGGAAAUCUUGCACCCAAAGAGUCUUCAGUAUGUGAGCUUCCAGUGUGCCAGAGCUUACUCUGAGAAGGUGACAGAGUUCACGUUGUGUGCUGGGCUCUGGACAGGCGGAAAAGACACUUGCAAGGGUGAUUCUGGGGGUCCACUUGUCUGUAAUGGUGUGCUUCAAGGUAUCACGUCAUGGGGUCCUGAGCCAUGUGCCCUGCCUGAAAAGCCUGGUGUGUACACCAAGGUGGUGCAUUACCAGAAGUGGAUCAACAACACCAUCAUGGCCAACCUCUGAGUGCCCCUGUCCCACCCCUACCUCCAGUAAAUUUAAGUUCACCUCA